CGGGUCUGGUUGCGCUUUCCGAUUAACAAGCCGAGAAAUGUGUGGAGAGGCAGCUCGGCGGCCGUUUGGAAAGACAGCCAAAAUAGAUUUCCGCAACCUGGCGGCAAGUUUUUACAACGUGAGCCCUAGCAAAACGUAUGGAAAGAUGUAGGGGUGUAGAGGAGAAGAAAAAACUGGUUCGAGAAUUCGAUGAGAAACAGCGUGAAGCAAAUGAAACGCUGCGGGAAAUGGAGGAAGAACUGAAGUAUGCUCCUCUGCCUUUCCGCAACCAAAUGAUGAGCAAAAUCCGGGCGUACAGAAGAGACCUUUCCAUGUUCCAGAGAGAGAUGAGAAGCACAGAUUUGGGAUUGGGCCCUGGAAGUCAAGGCGAUAUAAAAUAUGGAAUCUUCUCCACAGAAAAUGAACAGAGUACUAAUCUGCAGUCACAGAGGGUGCUGCUUCUCCAGGGAACAGACAGCCUGAACCGAGCCAGUCAGAGCAUUGAGCGCUCGCACCGAAUUGCUGCUGAAACAGAUCAGAUUGGCACCGAUAUAAUUGAAGAGCUUGGGGAGCAGCGGGAGCAACUGGAACGCACCAAGAGCAGAUUGGUGAACACAAGUGAAAACUUGAGCAAGAGUCGCAAGAUUCUCCGUUCUAUGUCCAGGAGGGUAACCACUAAUAAGUUGUUGCUGUCAAUUAUCAUCAUCCUGGAACUAGCCAUCCUCGGAGGCGUGGUCUACUACAAGUUCUUCCGCAGCAGAUGAAUCUUACCCAGUGAGAUGAGCUUAUCCGCUGCUGAGGAACGGGAUGGGGUGUCUGUUCCCUCUGACUGUCUGAGGGCUGAACUGUCUCAGGAGACAGCGUGUUCCGCUGGAACGGUACUGACACUAGAUUGGGCGUAAAAGGAAAAUGCAGAGACAGACUUGAACUACUGGUAAGAUUAAUAAGAAGGUAAUAAAUCUUUUAUUGUCUCUAUUUGUAUAUACAUAACUAAAUGAAUAAAUCUUGGUAUGUAAUAAAGUAGCCACCGCUCAGUGGAAAAGCUAGUUUAUUUAAAAAUUGAGAAGUUAACAGUAUUUGCCAAGUGUUGACGAUCUCUCUGCUCGAGUGCCUCAGCAGAGC
Messenger RNA from Egretta garzetta (little egret), 1101 nucleotides. RefSeq names its product vesicle transport through interaction with t-SNAREs 1B (gene VTI1B). The coding region runs from base 138 to 743 and encodes 201 amino acids. Gene Ontology annotation, molecular function: SNAP receptor activity; SNARE binding. The record is from RefSeq and is a predicted model, not a curated record. Gene Ontology annotation, cellular component: late endosome membrane; endoplasmic reticulum membrane; Golgi apparatus. Gene Ontology annotation, biological process: retrograde transport, endosome to Golgi; intracellular protein transport; intra-Golgi vesicle-mediated transport. Lineage: Eukaryota; Metazoa; Chordata; Aves; Pelecaniformes; Ardeidae. The transcript is spliced from 6 exons.